UCCGCUUCCACCACCAGGCACACCCACCAACCCUGUGUUUCUUAACUGUGGAAAGUUCACUCUUAGUGUGUUUCAAUGGGGAAGAAAGAAGCAUGGAUUUUGAUAUUGGUUAUAAUGCCAGUGUUUUCCCGGUGGUGGGGAGUUCGAGGAAUGGGUUCCCCUUCAUCGUUUGUCCCCUCUUCCUCUUCUAAUUCGUUUGGCGUUUUUUUCUCCCCUUCUUCCUCGUUUAUUCCUUCAUCAAUUCAUGAUUCGUAUGUCAUUUCUUCUAUUUCUUCCUCCUGUCUCGUUGAUUGUUGUGAGUCUACUACAUCCGUCUCCUUCUCUCCUAUUCUUAAUCCACCUUCUUCCUUUAGUCCUACACCCGUUUAUUCAACUUCUCAUUCGGCCUCCUUAUCUAGUCUCUCCUUUACAUCGAAUUCCUUUUCACUCUCCCUUUCCUCCUCCUCCAAUGAAGAUGAUCAUCUGAUUAGAAGGAAACGAGACUUCGGAUAUUUCAAAAGAUAUAUAGAAGGUAUGGAGAAGUGUGACCGUACAGGCUGGGGCUACUGGUGGGAAGAGUCUUGUGACAACAUCGCCCACUGUCCUGACUUAAAGGAUGAAACGUUAUGCUCUUGUGACAUGAUGGUGCCUCUCGAGUACAUUUGUGAUGGCUAUCUGGAUUGUCCCGACCUCACUGACGAGCGCGGUUGCAAAGGCUGCAACAGGGAUGAGCUGAGUUGCGUGGCCAGAGAGGGGGAAGAACAAGUAUGUGUUAGGCCCUGGCAGUUGUGUGACGGUGUGGCGCAGUGCUUCGAUGGUGAAGACGAGGCCUUCUGCUGGCGCCUGGAAUCCACACCUGAGGACGUGAAGGGUUACGUCAGCUUCCGGAGCAGUGGUUACCUGCAAGUCAAAAGAGAACAAGAGUGGCGCCCUGUCUGUUUAGACGCAGACCAUAACCCGGUCCCUCUGGUGACUUAUUUCUGUGACCUGGUGGUAGGAGACAGGUAUAACAAGGAUGUUCAUAAAGUGGAGGCGGUGAACAAGUCAGGGCACGUCAGUACUACGAAAUGGGCGCGUUACGAGGAUAUGGGUGUGCAGGUAGAAGUGGCGGACAGCUGUGAGGGUGGACAUGUGCUUGAGAUUACCUGUGGCGAGCCUGGCUGUUUUGCCGGGGAGGGUCGCGUAAACAUAGCAGAUAAGCAAGACAAGCGAGUGGUUGGAGGAGGAGACGCCUCGCCCUUCCAGUGGCCUUUCAUUGUCGCUAUUUUGAAAAAUAGCGUCUAUUCGUGCGGCGGCACUAUCGUCACCUCAUCUGCCAUCCUCACUGCCGCCCACUGCAUAGACGAAGGACCGGCAUCGUACUACGAGAUCCAAGCAGGGAUGCUUCGAAGAAACUCGUGGUCUCCGUUUGAGCAAUCUCGCAAAGUGUCUCAGAUCCUGCCCCACCCAUCAUAUACGGGCCUCAGUAACGACGUGGCUUUAUUCCUGCUGGAGGCUCCUCUGCAUCUCAACAGGUGGGUUCGCCCCGUGUGUCUUUCCGAGGCCCUGUACCCUAAGAUGGACCAGAUAUGUACCGUAGCUGGAUGGGGUACCUUGCAAGAGGGCGGAGAUACACCCAAGAAGCUGCAGGAGUUGGAUCUUCCUGUCCUCAGCACCUGCUUGGCUGACACGCAUCUGAGUGACGAGCAGGUGCUGUGUGCUGGCUACCCUGAGGGGAAAAUGGACGCCUGUCAAGGGGAUUCUGGGGGACCCUUAAUGUGUGGCAACGAGGAGAAUGGUACAUGGGAGCAAGUGGGUGUAGUGUCCUUCGGGGAAGGUUGCGCUAGAGCAGGUAACGCCGGUGUAUAUGCCAGAGUCACCUAUUUUUCUACGUGGAUAAUUAAAACUGCAGAGACGACCAACUCUUAAGAAGUCAACAGAUCACGCGGGGACGCCACAGAACGCCUGACUUCCGAUCUUUCUAAGAUUUCCGAUUGGGGCAGAGAAAAUCUAGUAGUUUUCAAUGCCUCAAAACUCGAUUCCUCCGUCUUCCAACUCGACACAAACUUCCAAACAACUAUCCCCUGUUCUUCAAUGACACUCAACUGUCUCCCUCUUCCACAAUGAAUAUCCUCG
Messenger RNA from Portunus trituberculatus (swimming crab), 2094 nucleotides. Its product is annotated as serine protease nudel-like. Gene Ontology annotation, biological process: proteolysis. The coding region runs from base 76 to 1887 and encodes 603 amino acids. The transcript is spliced from 11 exons. The record is from RefSeq and is a predicted model, not a curated record. Lineage: Eukaryota; Metazoa; Arthropoda; Malacostraca; Decapoda; Portunidae. Gene Ontology annotation, molecular function: protein binding; serine-type endopeptidase activity.